This is a messenger RNA of Truncatella angustata, 1404 nucleotides long. Its product is annotated as concanavalin A-like lectin/glucanase domain-containing protein. The transcript has 2 exons. The record is from RefSeq and is a predicted model, not a curated record. Gene Ontology annotation, biological process: carbohydrate metabolic process; fungal-type cell wall organization. Gene Ontology annotation, molecular function: glycosyltransferase activity; hydrolase activity, hydrolyzing O-glycosyl compounds. NCBI's taxonomy places the organism in Eukaryota, Fungi, Ascomycota, Sordariomycetes, Amphisphaeriales, Sporocadaceae. Gene Ontology annotation, cellular component: fungal-type cell wall. Bases 1 to 1404 code for a protein of 467 amino acids.
AUGUCGCCACGAUCCUUCCUGACCACAGCCUCUACGCUGUUGGUUUCAUUCAUCGCAACACCCAUUGCCGCCCAGCUUCACACUGAUUGCAAUCCAACAUUGAAGACUUGCCCUGCUGACCCAGCCCUGGGUACUGCUCAUACUUUCAACUUCAACUCGACACCUACAGCCGGUCUAUGGAACGAAUCAGCUGGUUCCGUUACCUAUGAUGCCACCGCCGGUGCUGGCUUCACCAUUUCCGAGAAAGGAUACUCGCCUACCCUUACCUCGAACUUCUACUUCUUCUGGGGCAGGACUGAAGUCAUCAUGAAGACUGCCAAUGGUACAGGCAUCAUCAGCUCCAUCGUAUAUGGUAGCGACGAUCUCGAUGAGGUGGAUUGGGAGAUUCGUGGAGUCGACACCGGAAGUGUACAAUCGAACUACUAUAGCAAGGGUAACACCAACUCUUCUGUUGGUGCCACACACUCCGUCACCGGAAAUACGCAAACCGAAUACCACAACUACACCAAUGUCUGGACUGAGGAGAAGCUUGAGUGGUGGUACGACGGCACGCUCCUCCGCACUCUCACGCCCGCCAUGGCCAACAAUAGUUUGUACUACCCGCAGACACCCAUGAAGCUCAUUGUCGGAAUCUGGGCCGGUGGUGACAGCAGCCAGAGCGCAGGAACCAUUGAGUGGGCUGGUGGCGAAACGGACUACGACGCAGGUCCGUACAGCAUGUAUGUGAAGAGUGCGCGUGUCGAGGAUUAUUCGAGCGGUACGGAAUAUAUUUAUGGCGACAAGACCGGCAAUUCCACAAGCAUUCAGAUCAAGAACGCCGGAAGCAAUUCGACUGCAGUCAACACGAUCAACAACCCUACCACGGCCGCCGCCGACGACGACAGCUCCAUGAGCGAGAAGUGGGACGGUCUUUCUUCCGGCGCCAAGAUCGGAAUCGGCGCCGGUGUCGCUGGUCUCGCAGCCCUCGCAUUUGUCUCCUGGCUCGUCUACUACAUCAAACAGCGAAAGCGAGGCCAGCAGGAUGCCGCGCUCGCCGCCAAGGCCCUGGAGCAGGAGCGCUUGGAACUCGAGCAGUUCAAGAAGGAGGGGAGAGACCCCGAUGCCUUGGCCUAUGAAGGUGCGGAAUACAAUGCCUCAGCUAUGAAUAAGGCCGGUAUGGUCUCUACCACGGCAUACACCGUUCCCGGCGGCGAUUCUCGAAGCAACUCGCUAUCCAGCGUGCACAAUGCGGUCCCCCCCACGACCUCCGGCUGGGACCCUACGAGCAACGGCGGCACCUAUAGCCCUAUGUCACCGACAGGUCCAGGGGGCAUGAACAGAAUGGGAAGUCCGGCGCCGAGUCAUUCGGGUGGCUACACUGGUGCCAACAACGGAUAUUUCAACGGUAACGGUGGAUAUAGGUGA